CUCGUUGCUUUAUUGCCUUUUUGUGGCGUCUGUUUCAAUUUGUUUGUUUUCAAUUGUUGGUCAUAAGUUGGAUCCCCAAAAUGAAUCGACGCAACAAGCGGACGUCGUACUACCAAUACGAAGUAUACCUAGACUUCAUGGAGGAGAAUCCCCUGAUGUCGGGCAACAAACUGAGUCGCACCCAGGACGGCAAGAAGUGGAAGGAGCUCAGCGAUCUGCUAAACAAGUGCCCCACGGGUCCCACUAUGUCGCCCGAGGAAUGGCGAAAGCGCCUCAACGACUGGAAGAACAGCACGCGCUCCAAGUACCGACGCAGCAUCAAUUCGGAUGACAAGAGCAAUGCAAUGACUCCUCUGGAGAACAGAGCCCUGCAGAUCUUCUCCUUAGAACCGAAUUUUCGCGAGGUUUCGAUGCGCCUGCAGGACAUGAUGGAGGAGGAAGAGGAACAGGAUAAAGAGAUUGUGGAAGAGAAUGAGAAUAUGGAGGAGUUUUUUGAGGAGGAGGAUGAGGAGGAGCAGUACCAGCAGUUCAUAGCGGAGCCUCACGAGCAAGCCAACCCAACGGUCAUCAAUGGUCAUAGUGCCGCGAAAAAGCUAAGGCUCGAUGGCGCCAGUGAGAUUAUCUACGAAGUCUCGGAUGUCACAUCUGAACAAUCUGCCGCGAAAGAACCGUCUGCCUUCUAUAGUGAGAAAAUUCAGGAGCAGCUGAAACGCAUUUCGGACAUACACGAGGCAUCGCUGCACUUUAAGAUAGCCCGGUUCCAGUACAAGAAUCCCGGAUUCGAGUUCGUUCCGGAAUUAUAGCCCAGUUCGAUCUGCUAGCCAUGCACAUAAUAUAAUAAUGUGUAUAAUGUAAUAUAAUAUGUGAGCUCAGAGGGACCUGCUGAUUUCGCCUCGAAUUAAAAGACGCGGAACGUUCAAUGAGUACAGUAGGCAUUCGUUGAAAACAAAUUCUUGAGUAGUGUGUACGUUAUACCAAUUAGUCGUUUUUAAGACUGUUGUUUUCAUAUCGUUCGACGAAAUACUUUUUGCACAUAUAUUUUGAAAUGUAUUAAUGACUUAUAUGAAACCGCUAAUAAAUAUUGGGAAGAAUCA
Drosophila sechellia is the source of this 1094-nucleotide messenger RNA. Its product is annotated as histone acetyltransferase KAT6B. The record is from RefSeq and is a predicted model, not a curated record. Bases 81 to 803 code for a protein of 240 amino acids. Lineage: Eukaryota; Metazoa; Arthropoda; Insecta; Diptera; Drosophilidae. The transcript has 3 exons.